Messenger RNA from Vitrella brassicaformis, 2088 nucleotides. Lineage: Eukaryota; Vitrellaceae. The record is from the annotation of a GenBank genome assembly.
UGAAAACCCGCCCGGCAGCUGCGAUGUCCUCAGAGAGCUCAGAGGCGUACGAUGCCGUCGUUAUCGGUAUGUCCGUAAGGAAAGCGGACAGAUCAGCGUGUGCUGCUUCCCUCGUGUGCCUGCUGUUGCCAGGUGGAGGCAUCAUGGGCGCCAGCGCCACGUAUGCACUGUCCAAGAGAGGCCUCAAGGUGGCCAUGCUUGAGCGGUUCCAUCCCACUCAUCGCAACGGCUCAUCGUGGGGCGAUGGCCGGAUCUUCCGAUUCGCAUACGUACGCUACGCUACGCUACCCGCACACAACAGCAUCCAAGGGACGAACGAUGUGUCCACUCUCUGUCUGCCUGUGUGUCAGGUGGAGCCCUCCAAAGUCAAGAUGGCGCAGAUCAGCGGGGAUCUGUAUCAGGAGCUCGAGCGCCGGACCAGGAUGCGUGUGCUCAACAGGAUAGGUCAGAUUGACAUGGCACCAAUCGGCCACAAGGAGCUGAGGGGCCUCGUCGACACGUAUGACAAGGGCGGCAUCCCAUACACCCGAAUGACUGCUGCCGAGGUCAACAAGACAUUCCCUCAGCUCCACCUGACCGACAGGGAAGAGGCCAUCUAUCAGGUCAGGGGACACCUGUGAAGCGACAAAGAAGGGAUAACAAAGAGAAACACGUACCGCACCGCGUGGCUUCUCAUGUUGUGUUGUGUUGUGUGCAGCCCGAUGGAGGUGUGACCUAUGCCGAUUCCGCCAGGACGGCAUUCUUCGAAGCUGCGCGGCAGAACGGCGCCACGCUGCUGUUCUCCACUGUCGCCAAGGCGAUCCACAGGCAGCCCUCUGGCGGUUUUGCGGUCGACCUCGCUGCCCCUGAUGACCCCUCGCCGAUGCGUAGGCGGCGGAUUGUGUGCAGCAAGGUGGUUGUGACGACUGGGGGGUGGACCAAUGACGUGCUCAAGAUGGUGGGCCUGUGCACGCUGCCAAUGCGCGUCACAAACGAGCAGGUGACAGAUAGACGAAUAGCACACAAUCCACCAUUCAUUCUCCAUCAUCCUCUGCAUAUGUGUGUCUGCUUGUGUGUCGCCACAGCCGAUGUACUUCAUGCCUCGUGACGGUGAGGACGUGGCGGCAUUCGAGGAGGGCGCGAUGCCCGUGUUCAUAUUUCGCGGCUUCGAGAAGGAGUACUACGGGAUACCCACAGUCAAAGGCGGCGAGUGCGGCGUCAAGGUGGCUGUCCACCAAGGCUGCCACGACAUGAUGGACACACCCGAGGGACGCACCAAGCAAGAGAACGCCCAGUUCACAGCCGACACACAGAAGUGAGUGAGAAACAUGCGAGCAGGGGGUAUUAUCGCUAACAUAGAUACCAUCGAGUGGCCUGUCUCUGCCUCGCUGCAUGCAGGUGGGUCCGUCGCUUCUUCCCCCGUCUGGACGAGUGUCGUUACUCAGCUCACCGGUGCCUCUACCAGAUGACGGCCGACAGGGAGUUCAUCGUGGGCUGCCACCCCGAAUGCACAGACGUGAUCGUCGCUACGGGCUUCUGCGGCGAGGGCUUCAAGUUUGCUCCAUGGGUUGGCGAGGCGUGCGUGCAGCUGGGGUUCCCCGAGAGGAUGGCAGAGGCGGUGAAAGUGCCGAGUGAAUUCACCCUCAGUCGAUUCGUGCCGUCACACAGGACGGGCAGUGAGGGUGGUGGCGGCCAUGUGUAUGCGCAGAGCCGCCUGUAGAUAGACAGACAGAUAGACAGACAGACAGACAGACAGACAUAGAGCCAGAUCUGGCUGAUCUUGCUGAUGGCGUGUGGGUUGUGGGUGGUGGGACGGUGAGAAACAACGUGCCUUAAUUUAUUUGUAGUGUCUGACUUGAUUUGCUGCACCUGGCCGAAGUGAAGUGAAGGGCAUGGGGGCCUUUUUGCCUCUUCCUCUUCUACUGACGCGUGAGUGAGUGAGUGAGUGAGUGUAGCAUACAUCUUUCGGAUGGAUGGAUGGAUGGAUGGAUGACAUCGAUGGAUGGAGAUCUAUGACAUACAUGCCUUGACCGCGGCGGAGUCGGAUUCAUUCACUGCAGCUAGCGUGGCUGGCUGUGAGGCAGAGGUCUCUCAUGGAGUCGUCACUCA